GAAGACGAAACGAAGAAGAAACAAAGCUCCCUCUCUCCCAUUAUUUUCUGCGUCUAAUCUUCCCCCACUCUCAGCAAGAAAAAAAAUGGGUUUGAAGGAGGAAUUCGAGGAGCAUGCCGAGAAAGUUAAGACCCUCCCGAAAGCCCCUUCGAACGACGACAUGCUCAUUCUUUAUGGACACUACAAGCAAGCUACGGUUGGUCCAGUGAACACAAGCCGUCCCGGAAUGUUGGACUUGAGGGGAAAGGCCAAGUGGGAUGCAUGGAAGGCUGUUGAAGGGAAAUCCCAGGAGGAAGCAAUGGGUGAUUACAUCACCAAAGUUAAACAGCUGCUGGAGGCUGCUGGAAUGGCUGCUUGAUGUGUGUGACAACAAAAAAAAAAGGGAAUAAAUUCAAGCUCACAUGGGUUUGAAACAAGUCAUGACUAGGAAUAAACAUUGUACUCUUCUUCUAUUGCUACCCUUUAAGUUAUUACUGAGUUCGGGUAGGUUCGAAAUUCGGUUAUGCAUGUUUUAUGUUACUUGUAGCAUGAACAAGGUCAUUUGAAUAAA
This is a messenger RNA of Hibiscus syriacus, 550 nucleotides long. Its product is annotated as acyl-CoA-binding protein-like. Bases 86 to 358 code for a protein of 90 amino acids. The transcript has 4 exons. Gene Ontology annotation, biological process: fatty acid metabolic process. The record is from RefSeq and is a predicted model, not a curated record. Gene Ontology annotation, molecular function: fatty-acyl-CoA binding. Lineage: Eukaryota; Viridiplantae; Streptophyta; Magnoliopsida; Malvales; Malvaceae.